Molecule: messenger RNA, 1033 nt
Organism: Hemibagrus wyckioides
Lineage: Eukaryota; Metazoa; Chordata; Actinopteri; Siluriformes; Bagridae
Gene: cdc26
Product: cell division cycle 26 homolog
Exons: 3
Coding region: 205-465 (86 amino acids)
Biological process (GO): anaphase-promoting complex-dependent catabolic process; regulation of mitotic cell cycle; protein K11-linked ubiquitination
Cellular component (GO): anaphase-promoting complex
Source: RefSeq, a predicted model, not a curated record
UGCAAAAAGACCCAUAUUUUGAUUAAGAAGCGUCAAAAGUAGAUAAUUUCAACAUUCGUCGUUUUUGUACCGAGAACUACAAAACAACAAGAAACUACAUUUCCCAGAAUUCCGAAGUAAACUUCCGGUUGAGAGACACAACCGCCAACCCUGGGAGUUAUGGGCUGUCUGUCGUAAUCUUAAUAUUUUUCAAGAAACAGAACGAUGCUUCGCCGAAAACCAACUCGUUUGGAGCUGAAGCUGGAUGAUAUCGAGGAGUUUGAGAGUGUGAAGAAGGAGCUGGAGAGCAGAAAGAAACAGCGAGACGAGGUGGACGUGGUCGGAGUUACGCCGAGCGAGAUGAGCAGCUCUGUCGGAGGAUCCGAUGGGAAAACCAGAGAGCAAACCAUUCACGAGCGAAUUGGAUACAAACCUCACCCGAAAUCAAACACACUACCGUCUUUCUUUGGAAACCUCCAGUUUUGAGCGAUGAACAAACCCAAUACAGUGACAGUGACCUUUGGCAUGUUUUUUUUUUUUUUUUUGCACUGAUGUCAUGUUGAUUGGAAGUGUUUUGAGUUUUCUUUCUACUACCUGAAGAGGAUGAAACCCAGAGGCACUCCACAACAAAGCUUUUACAUGGCAAACUGUUCUUAAUGUGUGUUUUGUAACCAGUUCUAAUAGUUAGGAAAUAAAAGGAAUGCGCAUAAAAGCUUGCCUCACAUAACUUAUCUCACACACACACUGAUUGUGGGCAUCAGUAUAAUUUAUACCACAACUCUUGUAUUCUCAAAUCAGAUUCUCAAGAUACAUCGGGUACAGCUGUAAUUCAAAUCAUAUUAUUGAGCUCAGUCUUACAUACAGUCGUUUCUAUAGCAACCAUUAUCCACAAUGACCAAACAGUGGAUAUCUACAUAACCUAAGCCUAACACAAAAUAAUAAAAAUGGGUUAUAUAACCAAGGGAACCUUUUAAUUGUUGAUAUUAAUUUUUACACUGUGGGAAAGUUUUCAGUACCAAAGCUCACUGCUUUGAAAUGAACAUUUCCUGAUAGC